AUGGCCACAGCCGCCCUCAUGACGCCCACAACGCCUUACAACCCUCAUCAACCCCCGUCGGGGUUUCCUCCCUAUCACAGCACACAUGCAGCGAGUGGCCCCGGCAUGAUCUCUCCCGUUGAUUCGAGGAGGACGUCUGACGACACGGAGAGCUCACAUCGCCAAUCUCUUCCUUCUAUCCAGGAGGUCAUCGGCGUCAAGUCAUCGUCUUUCCCGCCUCAAGCACCUGCCACUGCCAUGACGGGCUCACAAGGCCUUCCCUCCCCGUUCGCCUCCACCCACUCGCGGCACUUCUCCGACAUGUCCCAGGAGAAGAACCCGUCCCCCAGAACGUUGCACCCGACAUCCUCUUUCCCUCGAGCCGAUCCUGCACCUCCUUUCUCAGAUAGUCGGCCCCCAAUGUCAUCCCGGCCUGCACCUCCUCCGCCGCCGCCGCCUCCUCAACCCCUCGGCGCGUUCUCGCGGUCACAGCCUUCACCACCGACGAAGCUGGACCAGCACCCGAUACAACGGCAUCACGAACCUGAGCAUCGUCUUGUCGAAUCCCACCAACCCAAUGGCGGCUACUCUCACCCACCCCCUCCGCCGCCGCCCGCUGCAUACCCGCCGCCCGGCCAGCUACCACCAGGCCAAAUGCCCCUUCCAGGUUAUCCCAUCUCGCCACCUCGCCACGGAGCUCCUUUUGAUCCCCAGCGUCCACCGCUCCACCCGGACGAGAGAGACUACAAUGGCAGAGACAAGUACGAAGCCACUUUGAACCGCCAUUUCGAGGCAUGGAGUUAUGCGGAAUAUCUUGCCAAGAUCGGAUCCGCCGCUCGAACAGUGUACAACUUUGCCGACGCCUACGGGAGACUGGCACAGGAGGAACAUGGUGCCCACCCGAUCCCACAGAGGCUACCGAGCGAUCGUGAGCUCGCCGACAUGGUCAGCAACGCCGAGUGGAUUAAGAAUAUGCUUGACAACAUCAGAAAUGUGGUUCAGCAGAGCAUUAUGAACGAGAGGGCACGAGAAGGCGCAAGACCGAAACCACCAAUGGAAGAAGAGGACGCCACAAUGUACGAUGCCAAGUCUGGUUACGGGCACCCAGAGGUGAAGAAAAGGCGUAAUCGUGCUGCACCGCCGGGUCGGUGUCAUAGCUGCAAUAGGAUUGACACGCCCGAAUGGAGGCGUGGGCCCGAUGGCGCUCGCACACUCUGCAACGCCUGUGGACUUCACUACGCCAAGCUCGAACGCAAGAGACAGCUAGAGCUAAGGUCGAUACGCCCCCGGCCCUCGGAGGAACGAAGUUGA
Thyridium curvatum is the source of this 1290-nucleotide messenger RNA. RefSeq lists its product as uncharacterized. The transcript is spliced from 3 exons. Gene Ontology annotation, biological process: regulation of DNA-templated transcription. NCBI's taxonomy places the organism in Eukaryota, Fungi, Ascomycota, Sordariomycetes, Thyridiales, Thyridiaceae. The coding region runs from base 1 to 1290 and encodes 429 amino acids. The record is from RefSeq and is a predicted model, not a curated record. Gene Ontology annotation, molecular function: sequence-specific DNA binding; zinc ion binding.